Molecule: messenger RNA, 2854 nt
Organism: Tarenaya hassleriana
Lineage: Eukaryota; Viridiplantae; Streptophyta; Magnoliopsida; Brassicales; Cleomaceae
Product: vacuolar protein sorting-associated protein 35B
Exons: 22
Coding region: 60-2429 (789 amino acids)
Biological process (GO): retrograde transport, endosome to Golgi; intracellular protein transport
Cellular component (GO): retromer, cargo-selective complex; retromer complex; late endosome
Source: RefSeq, a predicted model, not a curated record
AGAGAGAGAGAGAGAGAGAGAGAGAGAGAGAGAGAGAGAGAGAGAGAGAGAGAGAGACGAUGGUCGGAGGAGUAGAAGACGAGGAGAAAUGGCUCGCGGAAGGGAUCGCGGGAAUCCAACACAACGCUUUCUUCAUGCGUCGCGCUUUGGAUUCGGACAACCUCAGAGACGUCCUCAAGUACUCCGCUCUGAUGCUGUCGGAGCUCCGUACAUCCAAGCUGUCUCCUCAGAAGUACUACGAUCUCUAUAUGAGAGCGUUCGAUGAAUUGAGGCAGCUGGAGAUGUUCUUCAGGGACGAGAGCAGACAUGGGGUUCCAGUUAUGGAUUUGUACGAGCUUGUCCAGCAUGCCGGGAACAUAUUGCCCAGGAUGUAUCUGCUGUGUACUGUUGGAUCUGUAUGCAUCAAAAGCAAGGAGGCUCCUUCGAAGGAUAUUCUUAAAGAUCUUGUGGAAAUGUGUCGUGGUGUUCAACAUCCGGUCCGGGGGCUCUUUUUGAGGAGUUAUCUUGCUCAAUUGAGCAGGGAUAAGUUACCUGAUGUUGGCUCUGAGUACGAAGGAGAUGCUAACACUGUGAUGGAUGCCGUGGAAUUUGUGCUGCAAAAUUUCAGUGAGAUGAAUAAGCUCUGGGUUCGGAUGCAGCAUCAGGGACCUGGAACAGUUCGGCAGAAGCAGGAGAAAGAAAGAAACGAGCUACGCGAUCUUGUUGGGAAAAAUCUCCAUGUUUUAAGUCAGAUAGAGGGUGUUGACCUUGAGAUGUACAAAGAGACUGUUCUUCCUAAGGUUUUAGAACAGGUUGUCAACUGUAAGGAUGAGCUAGCACAGUAUUAUCUGAUGGAGUGCAUAAUUCAGGUCUUUCCUGAUGAAUACCAUCUGCAGACCCUUGAGACUUUAUUGGGUGCUUGCACCCAACUUAUGCCAACAGUUGACACGAAAAUAGUGUUAACCCAACUGAUGGACAGAUUGUCAAACUAUGCUGCAUCAAGCCCAGAUGUGCUACCGGAGUUUCUGCAAGUGGAAGCUUUUGCCAAAUUGAGCAAUGCAAUUGGAAAGGUGAUAGAUGCACAGCUUGAUAUGCCCAUUCUUGGAGCUAUGACUCUGUAUGUCUCUCUUCUGACUUUUACGCUCCGAGUUCAUCCUGAUCGGCUCGACUAUGUGGAUCAAGUAUUGGGCGCAUGUGUAGCUAAGCUUUCCAGCAUACCCAAGCUUGAGGACAGUCGGGCGACUAAACAAGUUGUUGCACUUCUGAGUGCUCCCUUGGAGAAAUACAAUGACAUAGUUACAGCUCUUACACUAUCUAAUUAUCCACGUAUCAUGGAUCAUCUCGAUGAUGGAACGAACAAAACUAUGGGAAUGCUUAUUAUUCAAAGCAUAAUGAAAAACGACUCGUGUAUUUCAACUGCUGAUAAGGUUGAGGUGCUAUUUGAGUUGAUAAACGGGCUUAUUAAGGAUUUGGAUGGAACAAGCACAGAUGAGCUUGAUGAGGAAGAUUUUCAGGAGGAACAAAAUUCUGUAGCUCGGCUUAUACAUAUGCUUUAUAAUGAAGAACCAGAGGAAAUGCUGAAGAUUAUAUGUGUCGUGAGAAAGCACAUUAUGACCGGAGGACCCAGACGUCUGCCUUUUACCGUACCUCCUCUUGUUUUUUCUGCACUGAGAUUGGUAAGGCAAUUGCAAUGCCAGGAUGGAGAUAUAGCUGGAGAAGAGGUUCCAGCAACUCCCAGGAAAAUCUUUCGGAUUCUCAAUCAGACAAUCGAGGCUUUUUCAUCCGUUCCAUGUCCUGAACUUGCUCUUAGGCUCUACCUCCAGUGUGCUGAGGCUGCAAAUGAUUGUGAUCUUGAACCCGUUGCUUAUGAAUUUUUCACCCAAGCAUUCAUAUUAUACGAGGAAGAAAUAGCGGAUUCGAAGGCGCAGAUAACGGCAAUUCAUCUGAUAAUUGGAACUUUGCAAAGGAUGCACGUCUUCGGUGUCGAAAACAGGGAUACCUUGACACAUAAAGCAACCGGGUACUCGGCAAGGCUUCUGAAGAAACCUGAUCAAUGUAGGGCAGUUUACGCUUGCUCUCACUUGUUCUGGGUCGACGAUCCCGAUGGCAUCAAAGAUGGAGAAAGGGUUCUACUCUGUCUGAAACGGGCACUGAGGAUAGCCAACGCAGCUCAGCAAAUGGCUAACGCAGCAAGAGGUAGCAAUGGACCAGUCACAUUGUUUGUGGAGAUACUGAACAAGUACAUAUACUUCUUCGAGAAAGGAAAUCCACAGAUCACUCCAUCUGCGAUACAGAGCCUUAUAGAACUAAUCAACACCGAGUUGCAGAGCGACAACGGGAAUGCAACUACUCCAUCUGAUCCUUUCUUCAUGAGCACUUUGCGGUACAUCAGGUUCCAAAAGCAGAAAGGCGGUUUGAUGGGCGAGAAAUAUGAUCCGAUCAGAUUGUGAUGGCUACUACUACCUCUCGACAACACCAUUAAAAUCACUGGUAAAAGCUUUCUCCUCCCUCAUCAAUCCAAGAAGAUCUCUUGCUAAGCUCCUUGAUCUUGCUUCCUUUUCUUGUUCUAAAUCAGUUCUUCGGGUUUCUAAGAUUUUUGGAAGUUUUGAAAGGGAAUGAUCUGCUGCUGCAUACGGGGGUUCUCUUUCUUUUUCUUUUCCUUUUUUUUCAUAAAUUUGGUGGGUGUUUGGAGUUUCACCUAGGGUUUAUGUGUGUAAUAACCCAAGGAGAAAUCUUUGUAAUCACUCUUUUGUUCAUAAUGCUGUCUUGUUUGUACAGGAUCCCUGUAAACACAUUCAAACCUAACCACCAAACCAAACUCAUGGCUUGAAUGAUUUUGGCCGCCAAAAUAUAUAUUUCACGUUCCGCAAUUUUA